Molecule: messenger RNA, 1654 nt
Organism: Engraulis encrasicolus (European anchovy)
Lineage: Eukaryota; Metazoa; Chordata; Actinopteri; Clupeiformes; Engraulidae
Exons: 2
Coding region: 22-1062 (346 amino acids)
Molecular function (GO): protein binding
Source: RefSeq, a predicted model, not a curated record
UAUCAGUAUUCCUGUCACUACAUGCAGGGUAUUCCUAAAGUGACGUUGAAGAUGAAAGAUCCCAUCUCAUUGCUGGUGCUGCUCUCCUCCAUGUGUGGAGCUCUGACUGAAAGCCAGAGCACUUGGGCUGCUGCAGAAGUCUCCACCCAGCUGGAUGUCUAUGCUGAGCUGAAGGAACUCAGAGACAUGGUGGUGGAGCUGAGAGUGACACUGAGACAUACUCGAGAUGAGCUGAAGGUACUGGAGGCUGAAAAUGUGUCAGUGAAAGAAAGGCUUCUGGGCAGUGAGACUAAGGUGGAGACUAUGGAGAGGCUGUUGCAGGACACAAAAGCAGAAAUGAAGAACGAGAAUAUGAUUGAACGAGAGAAUCUGAAGAAGGAAACUGCAGCAAAAGGGGCAGAACUGACAACAGUGAAGUCUAUAUUGGCAGCCACCGAGACUGAGGUGGCGAAUCUGAAGAUAGCAAGUGAAGCCACUGUGACUGCUCUAGGGGACCUGAAGGUGGAAAUUGUUGCACACGAGCAGGAGCUGGCUGCUCUGAAGACCAGACUAGCUGCUAGCGAGACACAAGAGGCAGAGCUGACAGCAAUGAAGUCUAGACUGGCAGCUGCUGAAGUGGAAGUAGACAAUCUAGAGAAAGAGAUGAGAUCAGCACCCAAGGUGGCAUUCUCAGCAGGUCUGACGAACUCACUUGACAUGGUGUCUGGGAGUCAUGACCUGAACUUGGUUUUUAGUAAAGUUAUUACCAAUGUCGGGCAGGCCUACAGCAGCAUAACCGGUUUCUUCACAGUACCAGUCAGUGGAGUCUACUACUUCAGGUUCACGGUGAUGGAUAACCUACACUCUCGUGCCAUGUCUGUCAGGUUGAAUAAGAAUGGACGACAGCUCAUCUGGUUGUAUGAAUAUGGCACUGAUGGAAAGCAGAACUAUCUUUCUGGUGGACUCACUCUGCAGCUGGAGAAAGGAGAUGUAGUCAACAUGGUCCUCCCAAAAGGUUUCAGGCUCUGGGAUAAUGUGGAUAAUCGCUGCACCUUCAGUGGCUUCCUACUCUUCCCUCUCUGAACUGAAGAAAACCGUCCAAAUAAAUCACUGUUAAUUUCACGACAUGAUGAUCGAUGUGAAUCAUUGUUAUCAAAUAAAUAGCUUUAAGUUUCAAUAUUUUGAACCCAUGAUCUCUGGACCUGGCAGUGGGAUAUCCAAAUCUGACUGGCACUAGCACUUUAGCUAGUAGCUUAGCAUCAAUCAAUCAAUCAAUCAAUCAAUCAAUCAAUCAAUCAAUCAAUCAAUCAAUCAACCAACCAACCAACCAACCAACCAAUUGGAUUGGACCAACAGAGGUUAACAGUUCAGGAUUAGCUGGUAGGUGAAUUGAUUUGAACAAAAUGUAUACAAAUAUGUUACUUUAACUUAUUAUACCCAAUAUGUCCAGUGGUUCAAUCCACCACUUGGCAUUUAUUAUCAUGUGACUGUCUUCACUAGCCCUUGGGAGGUGAGUGUUCCGGGGAGUGUGCGUCGUCGGUGGAAAGCUUUGCAUUUACAUAUACCUUUUGUGAAUAGCCCACUGUGUUGAACAAUAUAUCCUUUAAAUGUCUAUACUGAAGUGAGUGCUUUCAAACCAUCUCCUGAAUAAACAACACAGCACAAGUUAUGAUAA